AUGCUUCGAGUACGUGACCGCCGCACAACACACUCCAGCACACUGCAACACUCCAUCUGUAUGGCUGGUUCUGUUGUGUGGUUCUGCGCGCAGGGCUCAAGCAUCAUGUCGGCCGCGUCAUCAGCCGGGCAGCAGCAACCGCAGCACCCGACCACCCUCAAAUUCAGACAACUGCUCGCACGUACGAGACACUGAGAAACUCUCUAUGGCAUGCCUCACCACACAAGCACGGACGCGUUUGUGUGUGCCUUUGCACUUUACAGACGAGAAUGAGGUGUGUCCCUACCUGCUGGGCAAGGGCACCGAGUGGACGGUGACUGAGAAGGACGCCAGGGACUCGGGCGGGCGGCUCAAGGUCGAGCGCGUGCCGCACGCCGCUGUAGGCAGCCUAGUCUACGACAAGGUAGGCGUCUGUUGAAGGAGAAGGCAGACACUGUACCACACUACACUACAGUACAAUGUCCACAAUCCUUCUGUGUGUUUCUGCGAUGAUCAUCAGGAUUGGCCAUUGAUGUCGGCCACAUCAUCAGCUGGGCAACAACCGCACCAGCAGCAGCAGCAGCCGCAGCAGCAGGCGAUGAAGCUGAAGGCUGUCGAGAUCCACCUCCCACCUGACACGAAUGACGCGACGCAGCGGCUGGUGGGCGGCAUCAUAGUACGCACCAUCACCCCUGCCGAAGUGCAGCAGCUCAUCCGCCAAGGCGCCGACGCCGCCGUGUACGUCGAGCUGAGGGAGUGCCGCCGGCGCGUUGCUCUUUUGCUUUGCGUGUCUCUGCUGUCCUUGGCCAUCGACGACUGGAGCACGCCAACAGCACUCGAGGAGGAGCUUACCAUCGGGCCCGAGCGACAUAAAGGAGAGUUCAUCUUGCCGCUAUGGCCGUCGCGCGAGGUGCAGGCGGCCAUCCUGUCGGCGCUGAUCGACGCCAUCGGACGGCCCAGGAUCGACAGCCUUCCUCCGUUCCCCGGGCAUCCGAGGAUCACCAAGAGGAAGGGUCCCAUCGAGAUGGCGGUGCGAGCGGGCAACCUGACGGCCGUCAAGACACUCGUGGCCAACGGGGCCGCUCUGCGGGGGCGGCAGCUGGUCUUCCUGCCACGUUGGGUGCGCACCAGCAAGGAGUAUGAGGCCGCCCUGAUGGCCAUCUACACCUACCUCGUCCAGCACGACCCCUCCCUCGCCACCGAGGCAACGGCCAAUGGCUAUAAUGUCAUCCAUUUGGCCGCCGGUGUGGGCCCCAUCUACUCGGAGGCCUUCAUCCACGCCUUCCUGCAGCUGAUGAAGGACAACGGCGCCAGCCUCACUCACACCACACACCAACACGUCCAUAGCAAAACGCCCCUGCACCGGGCGGCUAUACAGUGCUCGUAUCAUGUGAUCGAGUGGCUGUGUCCCCACCUCAGCCCCGCAGACAUCAACGAAAGAAGCAGCGCCAACACUACCCCCCUCACCCUCGCUAGCGGGAAGGUCGCCUCUUUGGUGAGGCACGCCACCACCCCGUCUGUGAGAGGAGAGAUCAGCGGGAUGAGAGGCGCCAUCCGCGCGAUGCUGAGGUCGGGCGCGGCCAUCGACAGGGACCGACAUGUUCGUCGCCUGGUGGACGGGGAGUACGUGCAGCUCCUCGAGGAGCUAGCGGAUGACGUCAUGGAUGCGGUGAAUGGUGCCCUCAAGCCCCAGCGCGACGUCGCCGACCUGCUGACGCGGCUGCUGCCCCUCGCCCGCUUCCCUCCCUCCCGCCCCAAGCCGUCUGAUGCGACAGACAAUGACGCCCCUGCCGCCCCUUCCAGGCCCUCCCCAUUCGCCCACAGCGACGAGACGGCCCAUAUCGCAUGGAAGGUCGGCGCCUUCCUGCACGAGCCAGAGGCCGUCGACCAGAUGCACCUCACGACCCACACCCCACUGGCUGGCCGCGUCAAGGCCGCCAUGCAGCACUUCGUCAAGUGCGCGGCGACCAAGACGGCCGGCAAUCGUGAGGUCGUGGGUGUGAUGGCCAAUGUGGGCGGCCGGGUGGUGCGGGUGCCGCUGCAGUGCUUCGCUGUCAACCGAGGGCAGCUUACACACAGACGGCUGGGGCUGCGUGAGGUAGUCCACAAGGCCCGGCUGGACGAGGCGGCUCGAUACGGGCUGACGGGCGUCGUCAAGGACUUCAACACCCACCUGGGCAAUGAGGAUUGCCAGUUCGAUUGGCAGCAGCUGGGAUGGGUCGACGAGAGGGGGCAGUUCCAGCCGCUGGGCAUCAACUAGCCGAGGGGGGCAGCACAGGGCCGUGUAGCGGGAGGUGUAGCAGGAGGGGUGGGCUGAGGUGUUGGCAGAGCGAUAUGGGUAUGGGAGGCUUGAUGUGUAUAGACGGAUUGUGUCUACGAGGGGCGGGGAGGGGUGCUUCAUGGCCAUUUCAUGUGGAUGCAUCGCUCAGAGUGGUUGACCUCUGUGUCCGUCUGAAUGAAUGGAAUGGCCGGAUGACUGUGUGACCUCAAUUCACG
Molecule: messenger RNA, 2475 nt
Organism: Vitrella brassicaformis
Lineage: Eukaryota; Vitrellaceae
Source: the annotation of a GenBank genome assembly